AUUGAUUAGUGCGGGGGUGGUUCAAACAUAUUUAACUGUGUUGUGAAAAAAAGCCGUUAGAAGUUUUUGAUCUUUCACGUAUUAUUGUAACAGUUCAAUCUAAAAAGAGACACUUUUAAUCAGGUUAUGAUGAUUUAUCGUUGAGAAAGUUUUGAAAGAGAUAAAAUAACAUUAAAAAACGGAUGUGGUCAGGAAGUGCAAUAUUGUAUCACGUGAAAAUUAAAAGGAUUUUAUACCGGCUAUGCAAUAAACCGGCUUAGAAACCGCAUAAAAAAAGUUUUAACUAUGAAGUUUUUACUGAUGAAGUUUAGUAAAAAAUGUAUUUUUUCUGGCGCAUUUUUGACUUUUUAUAUUCUGAUCUAUUUUUUAUAUUCAAAUAAUUUUUUGACGUCGUGCAGUGUUAAUUGGUUCAGUAGCGACGAAUUGGAGUUCAGCUACAUAGUUACAAAAGAAAAAGCAUUCGACUCAAACAAAUUUGAAAGGAAAAUUAAAUUUUCAACUAAUAUUGAUGACGAAACAAAAGAACUAGCUAGCAAGGAACUCAUUUUUAUAUCAAAAAAACAGUACGAAAAUGGAGAUAUACAGCUUGACGAAACAAAAAUUAAGCAAACUCGACAAGAUCAGUUAACAUACGAAAGUAAAAGUGUUUAUAAAAAGUUUAUACAUGAAAAGAAAAAGUAUAUUUUUGCUUUGCGACACUAUGAACAACUUGCAAAAGCCACAAAAAACUUUCUUGCGUUAUCAUCACUGGCAACGGACACUAGUCGUCAUCUUGUAAUGCCUUUUGUCAAUAACUCGCGCUUUUGCGGUCUUAAACUUGGUCUUUCUUAUUCAAGGUUUCUAGAAGCAAAAAAAUUAAAUCAAAGCAAUGACGAAGAAUACAAAGGAAAUAAAUUUAGCGAACUUGAUCGGUAUUUUAAUGUUGAUCAUUUGCAUUCUAAAAUGUCAUCUCACGGUUAUUCAAGCCUUGUCACUUUUAAAGAAUUUUCAAAAGAAUGCAAAACCUUAGAUGUAGUUAUUCAUUUUCUUUACAAUGAUUCAAUAUCUUUAAAUGAAUUUUCCAGGUGGUAUCAAAAGACUAAAGUUCAGUAUGAACAUAUUUUAGACGAAGCUUCUAAUAACAAUGGGUGGAUCGAAUGCAGCUUUGUUAAACAAUCACAGAUAGCAGAAUUUUUGAACGUUAAAGUGAAUCGAUAUGUGUGUGUUAACCCAGAAAUUAUAAAAACAAGCAACCAACUUGAAAAUCUUAUAUUAAAAGGUAGUCAAUGCGUUGGAAUAGUAUCUUGGAAGGGAAAUGGCGUAAGAAGAACACACUUUCCAAUAUCUCCAUUUAUAAAAAAACAGUUACAUUCUUAUGACAUUCAGCACAGCCAGCGCCUAAUAGAUAUUGCAUAUGAUUACGUCAAAAACAUUAUGCAGCAACCCUUUAUAUCAAUACAUGUUCGUAGCGAACGUCAUCUUUUAGGAAAGGGAUAUCGUGCAACACGCAAUUGUAUACAACAGUUAUGCGAAAAGAUAAGACUUAAAAAUACAACUUAUAAAAUAUUUUUAGCUAAUGAUCUUAAAGACGGUUCUGAUACACUAGUUGAAAGUACACAUUUCCAUAAACGUAAUCGCACACUAAAUUACUUAAUUAAAGAGUUAGGUAAUCCGCACGUAUUUCGUGCAAGCAAUUAUGGUUUGUAUGAUCGAGGUGAAAUUGCUAUUGUUGAAAUGAAUAUUUUAAGCAUGGGUGAGUCUCUAUAUACACUUGGAGGGGGAAACUUCCAAGAAUGGAUUGAAGAACUAUUUAUACAACACAGCUCCAAAGAUAGAUCGCACGUUAUUAAAACGUGUUCUCUUCCUAUUACUUUGAUGGAAUUUCCAAAACAUAAUCCCGAACUUGAAAUAAAAAGCAAAACAGGAUAAUUUCCAAAGAAAAAUAACAUUUAGAAGUAAUUGCAUUUUAAAAUAUAAGAGUUAUAUAUAUCACGUGUUGUAAAUAAUGUUAUUCUAUAUUAUAGUAGAAAAAAAAUAUUUAUAUGAAUUAUGUAAGUAGAUAGAUUUAUACUAUGUAUAAAAUGUAAAAAAGUUUAGUAUUUUUGUAAAAAUUAUUAAGAAAAAUAAAAAUUUAUGCAGUUUUGAAUAAAUGAAAACCUUGCCUUUA
Molecule: messenger RNA, 2146 nt
Organism: Hydra vulgaris (swiftwater hydra)
Lineage: Eukaryota; Metazoa; Cnidaria; Hydrozoa; Anthoathecata; Hydridae
Source: RefSeq, a predicted model, not a curated record